CGCCCUCGUACCCGGAAGUAGUAGUAAAUAUUUACAUCGCAGUCAGCUGAGUUCCCUCACCUGACUGCAAUUAGCAUUAACAUUCUUUUCAUUUUGUAGCUGAUAUGUAUCGCUAUAUCAUUAAAGCAUAGGCCACGUUAAUAACUCAUAGUUUAUAGCAGGUCGUUUUCACAAUAAGUACCCAGUUAGCUUAGCAUUUGAAACAUUUAGCAAGUGAUUAGCAGUUAGCAACUUAUUGAGCUAGCUGCUUAACAGGAGACACAACUUUGGUUUAACUACUAAAAUCAACGUGCCAGCUGGGUUUCUAAACAUGGACAAAAUUGCUCAAGAUGUGGGUGAUAUCCAGUCCAGACUGUUGGACCACAGACCAGUCAUCAAUGCUGAGAUCCGCUACUUUGUCAGAGAGUUUGAGGAGAAACGUGGGCACAGGGAGAGCAGACUGCUGGAGAACCUCAAUAAAAUGGUGCUGGAAACAAACGAGCAAACGCUGCCCACAAAUUUAGAAUCCAUGAACCAGCUGCUGUCCGACAUCACUAAACGGUUGGAGGCUGCAAAUCACAUGGCAGUGAGAGUCCAGCAGAGGGAGCUAGAGGCUCAGCAGAGCACCCAGCUGCAGGCCAACAUGGAGCGGCUGAAAGAUGAGUGGGCAGAGUUCCUGAAGGAGCAGCAGCGAUUAAAGGAGGAGGUGGAUGAAGAGCACGCCAAGGCCGUAGGACAAGUCAGCACUAAAUACUGCGAAAUGAAGAAGGACUUGUCUAAGUUUCAACCCCUCUAAUCAGCCGCUGUUUGUGAGGGUGCUGAUGAACCAACACGACAUCUCUUAUUAUAGGAACACUGUUUUAUUACAGACAGGAACAUCUGCCCUGCACGUGCAAAACAAAGCUAUGGGCUUUGGGCUGUUUUUGACUUUUUGAGUGUGAUUAACAAUGUUACAUUUUCACAACCCAUCAGACUCACAAGUUUAUGUCUUUAGUACAAUGGAAUUUUCGCAGCUCCCAAAAAUGCCAGGAACUUUUUUUUUUUUUUUUUAAACAAGCAAUCAUUUGAUUGUUCCCUGGCCGUGAAGUUCUCAACAUUUCAAGAUUUUUAAUGGAUGCCUGCCUGAAGGGUGCCGAUGAUAAAUCUGCCCCAGCCUCAGGUGUUUGGCACCGAGGGGAGAUAUUCUAAGCACUCAGAGCAGGAUCAUUACAUGUCAGAAAGGCCCCUCAGAGCAGGUGUGUUUAAAGCGCAGGUCAAGUGUUGUAGAAACGAGCUCAAACAGAACCGUCUCCGGAUCAAGUCAUCCCUCACCAGCUCUGCUGUGUUUGGAACAUCUGACCUCUGACAUUAAUUUCAAGUAAACCAGCUGUCUGUGAAGUAACUUUUAUUACAAAAGGCUUUUGCUGACACCAUUUUGAAUGAUCAGCAGCAGCUGUUUGUUUUUGCUUUUUGCCACUUCAAAUCUGAUUUUAAUGAGUCGCAUAUCCAAUAUUUUCAUUGCUGUUUACACAGAAGAAACGUACAUCAGAUUUUGGUCGUCUGGUUUGAAUUUCCUUCUCAGUCCUGUUAGUUUUUAGUGCCUGUCAUGCUGUUUAAAAGGAACACAGUGAUAAGCAAACAAUCCAAGUGUUCGUUUCUGUUCAGCCUUUUCUGUUUAUUGGAUUAAUUGCACACAGAGGCAUGUGCCAGAGUGAACACUGAAUUCUUAAGCACAGUAAUGUAAAAAAAAAAAGUUGUCUCUGAGGUUGAUCUUUAAACUCGCAACACUUUAAAUGCAGUGUUUUGUUUUUGCUCCACACAAUGGUGUGUUGUCGGACAGGUUAAUGGAUGGGUGGGCACACUGGGCGCAUUCCUGGCAUGGCUAAGAACAGAGCUCAUCUCAGAAAAUGUAAUAGAACAAAUAUUUAAGAUCCCCACCACACACUGCUUUAAACUGCCCACACCUCAACUGUCAAACAUCCCACGUGAAGGAGCAAGUUGAGACUUCCCCCUCAUCCGAAAAGAAAAAGAGUUUCUGCAAGAAAAAUAGGAAUAAAUCUGUGACAACA
Messenger RNA from Acanthopagrus latus (yellowfin seabream), 2027 nucleotides. It is a transcript of the gene bloc1s5, whose product is annotated as biogenesis of lysosomal organelles complex-1, subunit 5, muted. The record is from RefSeq and is a predicted model, not a curated record. Gene Ontology annotation, cellular component: transport vesicle; BLOC-1 complex. The transcript is spliced from 5 exons. Lineage: Eukaryota; Metazoa; Chordata; Actinopteri; Spariformes; Sparidae. The coding region runs from base 311 to 775 and encodes 154 amino acids.